UGGUACGUAUAAUCUAACCCAGAAAGACGGGAUGAGAAGGAAUUGAAUGUAUCGAUCAUCUCAUCUACGCAGCGACUACUACCGAUGUGCAUUGGUAUCGGGUACGCAUGGAAAUCCCAAUAGCAAAGAGUCAGUCCGUAAGCAUGUCAUACUUAUCCAGGGCCGGCAAAGCAGCGGUGCCCGCUAUUCGCGACAAUCGCGUGGAAGGUGAAAUGCAAAAGAAGACAGAGAAUAAAAAAGCAAUUAACUUGCCCUACAUAUGCCUUCUGCUGCUGCUGCUGCUACUGCUACUGCUGAUGCAAUGCAUGAACUUUGCCGGUGUUCAGAUCAUCUCAUGCACCAAGUGAAGAGGGGACGAAGGAGCAGAUUGCAUCCGAUAUCGAGUCAGAAGCAAAUCAGCAGUGAACAACAAAGACAAGGGAAGCAAACCCAAUCGGAUACGAGCCAAAAAGACAACUUGAAACAAUACCCUAGAAGCAGUAGUAUUCUUUCUUGGUGUUCUUUUUCUGUCUCAAUUUCUCAUUGGGCUAAGGCGAAUCCUCAUGGUGAUUUGGAAUUGCAGCAAAGGAGGCGAACAUGUACGGUGUGCAGGAGUGGGUGGGAAGGGAAGAGUUGGGUGUGGGUAUGGAACCUGACCGUUAUUCAACCCGGGGUCCUGGAUAGGAUCAGGCCGGGGGAAAGGGGGUGGGUGGUCCGCGGCAGACAGACACGUGAAUGCAGUCGACAAGUCCUAAAUCUGAUUUCUCAUUUCGAAAUUUGCCAUCAGAACAAGGAGAAGGAGCAUCUCGGGCCUGCCGUGACUGGCGACCUGUCCCCAUUCCGGGUAAUCGCUCGUCUUGCGAUGACGAUGCCGAGUGGCCAUUCUGGCGGUGUACACCAGCCCCGGGUCCAAUUGAAAGAGGCGAGAGAAGCGACCGGUGGAGUGGUGCUAAUUGAACGGAAAUUAAGACUUCGCCUCUUGAAGAAAUCAGCGCAUGCGGGCUGCUAUCUAGGGAAUUGGCCGUCAGCAAUGGGUUGAGUUGAUUCUUUUGGCUCUUACAAGGGAUCGGAUUGGACGUGAUGGUAGCUCGACCACAAUCAUAACCACACUGCU
Aspergillus piperis CBS 112811 is the source of this 1093-nucleotide messenger RNA. RefSeq lists its product as uncharacterized. NCBI's taxonomy places the organism in Eukaryota, Fungi, Ascomycota, Eurotiomycetes, Eurotiales, Aspergillaceae. The coding region runs from base 260 to 1018 and encodes 252 amino acids. The transcript has a single exon. The record is from RefSeq and is a predicted model, not a curated record.